GUUCUAUGCAGUUUUUUACUGCUGCUGCGACAUACAUGUAUCUGUGCGUCUCAGUGUAAAAUGAAUAGCUUACUCUGUCAUGCUGCAUCGAUGCUUUCGUUCAAUAGCAUAAUACGAUAAGGAGACAGUAGCUAUGACAUGAUACACACUUCUAUGAUAGUAUUUCUUCAGUAGUAUUUGACAGCAUCAAUCCCAAUAUGUAUAUCCUUCGGCAUUUGGGUUAUUUUUUUUUAUAUUUAUUCCCAGGUAUAAACUGUAAAGAUAAACGGAAUAAUAUUUUGCAACGUGCACGAACCCUAAAUUUAAUAGCACAAAAUCUCUCUAUCGAUGAAGGCCGUCUGGUAGCGGUAGUUUCGCUUACUCAAACUCUUAGACAUCCACCAUAUCUUAUACAAUGUUUGUUUGAUGCAUUCAUGUUAAGCUGCCAUUUAUGUACCCUAAUUGUUUAUUCUUUGAAAUAGGUAUCUUUAAAUAUCUUUGAAUACUGAAAAUAUCUUUGAGAAACGGUAUUUGUUCCCAGUGUUAUCACUGGUGCGUCUAUUUCACAUAUCUUUUCGUGUCCCUUUUACUUUUUUGCGAUAAGAAUAUGCCACUAUCUGCGACAGGCCACUGAAGUGGUCCACUAGCCUUGGGGCUUCUGCAGUCGCGGCUAUUGGAAAGGUGAACUGAGCCCGCACACCGAAGCACGUCCAUCUACGUGGAGAUAGACAUAGCACGGAACAACACGCAACCGCUGCAGUGGUAGCAAGCUAUUUCAUUUGUGGUAUCAGUGGCGGCUUUAGAGCCCUUAGACUGGCUUGCGGACGGCAGAACGCAGCAGUUCCGGGAUGCCACAGUGGGUUUCAUCUAGAAGAGUCCUGCGUGAACCAACUGAUUUGAACCAACGGCUGCUGACCGCUUCGUCACUGAUGUUCGCUGCGGCAUACCGCACCGAGACACUUCGAUGCAAACAUGGAUACGCGCCGAGCAGGUCGUGAAAAGUCAUCGGAGGCGCGCUGUUGCAGUUAUCCCACAUAAUAUGCGAUUGUCUUCCUCAAAAACAGCAUAAAUCGAGGCAUUUUCGGUGACAGUGGCGCCCCCACCGCCAGGUCGAGGGAGAGGGCUGACUGAGGCGCGGGUAGCUCUCACGGCGUUAGCUUUCACUCGAGCACCGGCCGCCGAUCGGACAGGAUCUUCUCGUGUCUUUACGCAGCUGCAGCGCACAAGCAACAACAACAACUUACAGUCGUCAUCAUGCCGGCCACCCGUUCUCGUCAGAGCACUGAGAAGCCCGUUGAAGAGGUUCCGACCGAGCCCACUAAGGUUGGAGACGAGGCCGCCGAGGAGGUGAAACCCGCUGACGUCGAAGCCAAGGACGUCGCUGAGGCAACCGAGGCCGAUAAGGACAAGGAGCCCUCAUCGACGGAGGAGAGCAAGGAGGCCGAGGCAGCUAAGGAGAACGGCGAAGAUAAGGACACCGUUGAUGACGCCGAAGACGACGACGAAGAUGAUGAGGCUGAUGAGGCUGACGACGCCGUCGAAGGCGACAAAGAGGAAACCAACGGCGAUGCUGCAGAAAUUGGCGAUGGUGACAAGCGCCCCGCAUCUGGCGACAGCGAGGAUGCCUCGCCGGCUAAAAAACUGAAGCCCGAUGAAGAGGCCAGCGAGGAUUCGACACCAGCCGCCGAAGCCGCCGCUGCCGCCGAUGAUGCCUAAACAGUACCAACAUCAAGCGUUUACCUACA
This is a messenger RNA of Varroa destructor (honeybee mite), 1724 nucleotides long. RefSeq lists its product as uncharacterized. The record is from RefSeq and is a predicted model, not a curated record. NCBI's taxonomy places the organism in Eukaryota, Metazoa, Arthropoda, Arachnida, Mesostigmata, Varroidae.